Molecule: messenger RNA, 723 nt
Organism: Dioscorea cayenensis subsp. rotundata (Guinea yam)
Lineage: Eukaryota; Viridiplantae; Streptophyta; Magnoliopsida; Dioscoreales; Dioscoreaceae
Exons: 1
Coding region: 155-580 (141 amino acids)
Source: RefSeq, a predicted model, not a curated record
CAAAGUUUAAACUCUUCUCCACUCUCUCCUUUCUUGUGCCCUGUUCUUCCAAUCUUCAUCUAUAUAUACACAAACCUCAACACCACCAUUACCACCACCACCAUCACCCUAAACUACUUCAAACCUCCAAAACUCACCCAUUCUUCCUCAAGAAAUGGUAUCCCAAGCCAUUGAGAGUCACCGGAAAGGUGCAGAGAUAGUAAAAGGUGAUGCCUCUUGCAAGAAGAAGGCCGCCGAAGUGCUCGGAGAGCUCGGUCUUCCGAAUGGUUUGUUUCCAUUGGAUGACAUUCAAGAGUUUGGUUACAACCGUGCAGGUGGAUUCAUUUGGCUUGUCCAGAAGAAGAGGAAGGAACACACAUUCAAGAAGAUCAAACAAGUUGUGUCUUAUGCCACUGAGGUGACUGCCUUUGUUGAGAAGGGAAAGAUGUUGAAGAUCAGCGGAGUGAAGACUAGAGAGCUUCUUCUUUGGCUGUCUGUUGUGGAGAUGUACAUUGAGGAUCCUUCUUCCGGGAAGAUCACCUUCAAGACUGGCACUGGUCUCUCUGAUAGCUUCCCUGUGUCUGCCUUUGAGCUUGAGUAGAGAGAUACAUUAAUUGGAGAUCUAUAUAGCUAGAGCCGGUGUUAUUUAUCUUCUUCGUGUGCAGUUUUUUCACUGUUUUAAUUUAUGGUUGUUCUGUAGCGAAUAUGCAUCACUGUUAUUUCUUAACAUAAAGAAUAAGAAUU